AUGUACGUGAAUUUAAACCGGCUCUUACAGCUAACGCGCCGAGUGUUACAGCCUCAGCCGAAUCACCGAGUCAUUUCUGCUACACCGCCGAAUCUUAAAGCCGGCAAAUGCAACUUGAGUGACACGUCGAAGUUUGAGUUUACCGCGGAGAACAAGUGUCGCGCCCAGGAAUUAUUAUCCCAUUAUCCAGAGAACGAGAUGCGGGGCGCUUUAUUACCAUUGCUGGACAUUGCCCAACGCCAACAUGGCUGGCUGCCAAUCACAGCCAUUCAGGCUGUUGCCAGUUUGCUCAAGCUCGAGCCCUUUGCGGUCUGGGAAGUGGCAAGUUUCUACACCAUGUUCAAUCUGACACCAGUGGGAAAGUUCCACAUUAAAGUGUGCAUGACGACGCCCUGUCAACUUCGUGGCUGUGCGCAGAUUCUACAAAAGUGCGAGGAGCUGUUGCAUCUGAAGGCUGGUGAGACCUCAGAGGAUAUGGAGUUUACAUUGAAGACAACUUACUGCAUAGGCGCCUGCGUCCAUGCGCCCGUUAUGACCGUGAACGACGAUCUCUAUGAGGAUCUUCAUAUUAAAGACGUUGAGAAUAUCUUGUGCCAACUCAAGGCAGGCAAUGUGCCGCCAUGUGGACCUCGUAAAGGACGUUUUGCUAAUGAGCCAAGCUCCGGAGUCACCACCUUGUUCAUUGAGCCACCGCCAGCGGGCUAUGGUAUGCAGGAUAUUUGCAAGCCAAAGACAAAGCAUUGCUAA
Molecule: messenger RNA, 747 nt
Organism: Drosophila grimshawi
Lineage: Eukaryota; Metazoa; Arthropoda; Insecta; Diptera; Drosophilidae
Gene: ND-24L
Product: NADH-quinone oxidoreductase subunit E
Exons: 1
Coding region: 1-747 (248 amino acids)
Biological process (GO): mitochondrial electron transport, NADH to ubiquinone
Molecular function (GO): NADH dehydrogenase activity
Source: RefSeq, a predicted model, not a curated record